Messenger RNA from Rubroshorea leprosula, 3272 nucleotides. Lineage: Eukaryota; Viridiplantae; Streptophyta; Magnoliopsida; Malvales; Dipterocarpaceae. The record is from the annotation of a GenBank genome assembly.
GCGCCUCUCAAUCUCACAUCCGUCAAAAAAUGGAAAUUACUCUCCAGCGAUUCCUCAUCCUCAUAGCUUUCUCUUUGUGCUUACACUUAAACGUAGGCUCUGUUCGGAGUCUAUGUCUUGAGGAUCAGCAGUUGUCACUGCUAAAAUUUAAGCAAACACUCAUUUUCGACCCUGCUUCUUCAUUCAAGCUUGUUUCAUGGAAUUCAUCAACGGAUUGUUGUUCUUGGUCCGGCGUCAAAUGCAGCAAUAGUGGCCACGUUAUUGACGUUGACCUCGGCCUUGAGUCGAUUUCCGGUAGGAUUGAUAACUCAAGCAGUCUCUUGAAUCUUCAUCAUCUUCAGGGCCUUAAUUUGGCUAAGAACUUUUUCAGAGGAGAGUUUCCAGCAAAAGUUUUUCAGCUGCCAACUCUACAGAAUCUUGACAUAUCUUACAAUGCAUUUCUUCAAGGGUCUCUACCUGAAUUUCCUGAAAAUGGGUCUUUACAGACCCUGCUGCUGAGAGAAACAAACUUUUCUGGGAUGAUGCCAGACUCCAUUCGGAACCUUAGGAUGUUGUCAACAAUGGAUCUUUCACGGUGCCAUUUCAGAGGGUCGAUUCCAAACUCGACAGGAAGCCUUGCAAACCUGGUUGUUUUGGACUUGAGUCAGAAUCAGUUUUCUGGGUCCAUUCCGUCCUUCGGUAUGUUGAAGAAUUUGAAUGAUUUAGAUCUAUCUCAUAAUGAUUUGUCUGGUCAGAUAAGUUCCACCAAUUGGGAAAACCUUUCAAAUCUUGCAAAUCUUAGGUUGCAAAAUAAUUCACUAGAGGGAAUUAUCCCUUUGUCUCUGUUUUCUCUUCCAUCUUUGCAGACAAUAGAUCUUUCAAACAACUGGUUUUCUGGUCAAAUUGGUGACUUUGCAGUUUUGUAUUGUUCUCAGCUGGUCCUUCUUAAUUUGAGAGGUAACAGGUUAGAAGGUUCAAUACCCAUUUCUUUUUUCAAGCUUCAGGGUCUUGUGGAAGUCGAUCUUUCUUCCAACAACUUCAAUGGCACUUUAGAGCUCAGCAUCAUCCAGAAACUCGAAAAUAUUUCUACACUUGAUCUUUCUUUUAAUCAUUUGUCGGUGGAUGAUGCCUCAUUCGGUAAUAUUAAUUUCACUAGUUUCCCUCAGUUAUUGGAAUUAAGGUUGGCCUCCUGCAAGCUGAGGAAAUUUCCAAGUUUCUUGAAAAAUCAGUCAAAUAUGUUGGUUUUAGACCUUUCAAGCAAUCAGAUUCAAGGAGAAAUACCCAAUUGGAUAUUUAAGCUACCUUUGAGAUGGCUCAAUCUAUCGAAUAACUCCUUAACGAAAGUUGAUGGAUCUUUUUGUAAUUUUAGUUCUCUGACGAUCUUAGAUCUCCAUUCAAACCAGCUUCAAGGGGAUAUCUCUAAUGUGUUGUCGCUAGCUCUAUACAUGGAUUACUCAGAGAAUCGAUUCAGCUCUGUUCUUCCUGCUGAUAUUGGUCAUUUCUUAUUCAACACUUACUUUUUCUCGAUAUCAGGUAAUUAUUUUCGUGGAGUCAUCCCUAAUUCAAUAUGCAAUGGAGAACAACUUAAUGUCCUUGAUUUGUCUCAGAAUUCUUUAAGUGGCACUGUGCCUCGGUGUUUGAUUGCUAUGAGUCACAGUAAGGGACUUGGCGUCCUGAAUUUAAGGAGAAACAACUUGACUGGCACCAUUCCUGACGUAUUUUCGGUCAACUGUGGACUACAAACUUUGUAUCUCAAUGAAAAUUACCUGCAAGGAAAGAUUCCCAAGUCCCUGGCUAACUGCAAAGUGCUUGAAGUUUUAGAUGUCGGGAACAAUGGGAUCAAUGAUAGCUUCCCAUGUUGGUUGAGUACUAUAUCCAGUUUGCGGGUUCUUGUUUUGCGAUCCAACAAAUUUUAUGGGUCCAUUGAAUGUCCAACGAGCAAUGACACCUGGCCAUUGCUUCAGAUUGUUGAUCUAUCUUCUAACAAGUUUAGUGGAAAACUGCCAACAAAAUUCUUUGAAACGUGGACAACAAUGAUGGUCAACAAAGAUAAAAUUCAACUAGCAUUUGAUUACCUCAGAUUUGAUAUUUCACUUUAUUCAUUAUAUUAUCAAGAUAUGGUGAUAGUCACCAAUAAAGGUUCAGAGAUAGAAUUAGUGAAGAUCCUAACAAUAUUCACCUCCAUUGAUUUUUCAUGCAACAAAUUUGAAGGGAAGAUACCUGAAGUGAUGGGAGAAUUCAGGGCACUCAUUGUCCUCAAUUUGUCACAUAAUUCUCUCAUGGGUCCAAUCCCUCCAUCUCUAGGAAACUUGCAGCAUCUCGAGUCCUUGGACCUGUCUGCUAACAGUUUAAGAGGCAAUAUUCCUCAGCAGCUGGGAGGCCUGAAUUUUCUUGAGGUCCUCAACCUCUCACACAAUCAAUUGGAAGGAAGAAUCCCAAAAGGAAAUCAACUUCAAACAUUUUCAGAAGAUUCUUUCAAAGAUAACAAGGGAUUGUGCGGGACCCCUUUGAGAGAUUGUGGAGCUAAUAUGCAGCCACCAUCUACCGCACCAACAUCUAAAGGCAACAAUUUAGAUAAUGGAACCAAGAUUGACUGGAAUCUCAUAAGUGCUGAAGUGGGAUUUAUUUUUGGCUUAGCCAUUGUCAUUUUACCACUUAUGUUAAGGAAGAGAUGGAGGAUAUGGUAUUACAAACAUGUUGACAGUAUUCUUUUCAAGAUUUUUCCUCAGCUAGAUCAAAGAAGCAGAAAUCAUGAGCGAAGAACUCUCAGGACUCGCCAGAGGAGGAACUAGCAGACCUGGUGAUGAAAUGGGAGCAUUCCGUCCUGAUAUAGUUGUUCCAAAAAUAAAAGAUGCCUACAUCCAAUGUUCUUGUUUAGUAAUCAAUAAGCCUUUCAAACAACUUAUCGCCAUUGUCAUUUUACCACUUCUGUUUUGGAAGAGAUGGAGGAUAUGGUAUUACACACGUGUCGACAGUGUUCUUUUCAGGUUUUUUCCUCGGCUCAAUCAAAGAGGCAGAAAUCGUGGGCGGAGAGCUCCAAGGACACGAGAGAGAAGGAUCUAGGAGUCUAGCACGGUAGUGACCAAAAGGGAGCCCUACGUACUGAUAUAGUUGUUACAGAAAUAAGAGAUGCAUACAUCCAAUUUCUUGUUUGUUAAUCUGUAAGCCUUUUAAACAACCUCUAAGGUAUGAUAUUGAGAGGUUAAGCUAAAUUUCUAUGCAUGUAAUUUCUACUCUUUGCAAAUUUCUAGUCUACUUUAUAUUAAAGAAACUUAUAAAUUGCAUUGCCAAUG